GCUUCUGCCGAACAGAUCGUCCUGGUACAGGCUGUUUCAGCCGCACCAGGUCAGAUGUAACAGUUCAUCUGACUUAUCAUCUGCAUCGCGUGUCAGCAGCCCAGUGCUGCAGCUGAUUAGUCUGUUUUUCCAUUAAUCCUCCAGUUGUGUCCUCGUCAACAAAAUUUGAGGAAAAAGUGGGGGGAAAAAAUGCCUGUAAAUGUCCCAGAGCAGAGAGGUGACAUUGACCAACAGAGAAAAGCAGCAGUCACAUUUAAGAGGCUUAAAUUUAGGGAACUUUUUUUGGCAUUUUUGAUUGUAAAAUUACACAGAAUAUUAAUAAUUAUCAAAAUAGUUGCUGAUUAAGUCUAUGUCGAUCAACUAAUCGAUUAGUUGAGAUUUUAACUUCAGAGGAGGGCAUCACAUCCCUCGAUAUGUGUCCCGUUUACCUAAAUAAAAUUCCGGUGUCAUGUAUGGUCACCUCUCCUAAAUAGCGGUGAGGGAUGACACAGCAGCCAGUUUUAAAGCAGUCAAAACCAGACCAGGUCUCUCUUGUCAUAAGGAUACUGUAUCUGAAGAGACUCCCCGGUCAAAGGGGGGGGGGGCAGGUAUUCCCAGAAAGUUGGGGGCCCCCCCCCCGCGGUCGUCAGAGACAAGGAAACGCACUCUUUGGUUGGACUGAGGACAGACCGGACGCUGCAGCGGCUCACUGUCGCCUCUUGAGGUACAAAGUGGUGUUACCAGGCAGGACCGGCCGGGGCUAGCCGCUUAGCACGCUAACUUCCGUGGAAAUCUCUGUAACACGGCGUCAAAACUGUUACUCCUUCACAUUCUCUUAAUAAUGGUGGUGGAUUUAAAAAUUAAAAUUAAAAAUGUUUUAAACUAAAAUACUUACGUUUUGUCCCUUUAAGUAACAAGUAAACACAAAUCAAAACCUCACCUAUAAACUGUAUUUGCACUUAAGUUUAUUUGGAAGGUGGCGUUUUAACUCUGGUUUCUGGGUUUCUUCUGUUUUUCUGUCUUUCCCGGGAAUCAGCCCCAUUUAAUUUAAUAGGAGGUUAAACAAAUUAGACUGAACACAACAAUGAUAAAUUUGGAAGCUGGAUCUCGGCUGGACGUGCUCGUUUGAUGUCUGGCCAAGGCAGAGGAAGAGACCCAACAUAUUUUAAUCAAAACGCAAAUUAUUCUCCAAUUUUUUUUUCCUUUCUGUUGGAUCAGUCCUUUUCCCAGCCUUCCAAAGCGUUUCCACCGCUGCUUGAUCGAGUUCGGCUGAUGUGACUUCAAACUGUUCCUCUGGCAUCUGACAUCUGCUUCAACAGAACGGAUCUGUUUCCCAGAAUACCCGAACAGCCAGCCACUUCAGCACUGGUCAGAGUUGCACUAUCAAGCAUGUGUUUUUUAAAAUGGUCAGCAUGGCUGUCAUUUGUCCCUUUUCUCCCUGCUGACUGACAGGAAACGCGGGCAUCUUGUUGACCACUGCUGCUUUGUUUCCAUCAGACUGCAAUGUUUUCAGCAGCCUCUGUCACUGACAGCCUUACAGAGACACAUUACAGAGACGCUGCAGGACACGUCAGCCUGUAGGAUCAAGGUGGUUGAGGCAUAUGGAACAACUGGAUGGAUAGAAACUGAACCUGCAGCGCAGUGAACCAGAAUGAGAAGGACAACAGGAGCAGCUUAACCAAGAAGAUACAGGACGACGACUUGAUUUCAGGUCAGCUUCAACUGAGAACGACGAAAAGAAAUGAUUCUUUAUCGUUAAUUAUUGUAUUGCUAUCAUCAAACUGACCGUGCAAGGGAAUAUGAAGGAAACUCGAUGCGUAAACUUGAAUCUUUACACGUUUUUAACUCAUGUUCAAGUUUUCAUGGUCUGUAAGACACCCAAAGCCGCAAUUCAUCGCCUUCAGUUAGAAAGAUUUGUUUGUUAGCUGCAUUUAGGAUGAGUUUGUACAGAUAGUGGACCCAUCAGCAGAAGAACAUCUAAUUUCUACAGACCAUCAAGCUGCAACUCAAAGCCAAAUUGAUGUUUAGUCGACAGUUGCCUGAGUUCAUUAUACGGCUCUUGGACUUGGUACCAGACACUGAAGUCAUUGUUUUAUUCCCCAAUAAUAAUAUCUGCAAAUUGUUCCUUUGUUUGUCCUAACGAGUCUCCGUCACUCAUCAACUGUUGUGCAGCUCUGUCAUGUACAAAGAGCUCUCUCGAAGUUAACCCUGAAGUUAUCUUAAAGACCGUUGUGACAGAAGAGGGACCAUGGACCCGAGGAACGCCCCAUCCUAAAAAUCAGCAGAGGCCACGGCCGUCAUGGAUGAGUCGGACUUUGUGGGAGAUGUUAGGAAAGAACCACCGAUGCACCAGCCGGGGUACUCUCAGGCGGGCACCGCACUCUUGUGCCCCCCUUCUCUGUCCCCCGACCCGGUCAGCCCGCUGACUCACCUGGGGACGCUGCUGGCCGGACACGACGCACCGAGGGCCGGGGACGGAUGGGACAGGAGACUGGGCCCGGGGUUUCAAGGCUGUCAGUUACUGGGAACAACGAGGGAACCAGGGCGAGAACCCCACGCAGACCAGAGCGUCAUCAUCCUGCACGCCAAGGUGGCUCAAAAGUCCUACGGCAACGAGAAAAGGUUCUUCUGCCCUCCUCCUUGUGUUUACAUCAGCGGCCACGGAUGGAGGGUCAUGCAGGACCAUCUGAAAGCGGCUGGUUAUGGAGACUCUGUAUAUCGAGUGUGUGGUUACAUGUGUCUGGACAGCUCCAGUCAGUCUCAGGCGGACACAUUCAAACUGGUCUUCGACGAACAGCCGAACUCAAAGCAGAUGUUCGCCUGUGCCAAGUCCCUGUUCAUCUCCGAUCAGGACAAGAGGAAGCAUUUCCGCCUGUUGCUGCGAAUCUUCCUGGGCAACAGACAGGAAGUGGGUUCUUUCCAGAGCAGAAUGAUCAAAGUCAUCUCCAAACCCUCACAGAAGAGACAGUCCAUGAAGAACGCCGACCUGUGUAUCUCCUCAUGCUCCAGAGUAGCUUUGUUCAACCGUUUGCGCUCACAGACGGUCAGCACCCGUUACCUCUCAGUGGACAGAGGAGCCUUUGUGGCCAGCGCCAGACAGUGGACAGCCUUCACCAUCACCAUGGUGGAGGACCAACGUGCUGACCAAGGGGACUUUGUGCUGAGCGAAGGCUUCAUCUGUUACGGCUGUGUGGUCCAGUUAGCGUGCACUGAGUCUGGAGUAGCUCUGCCACCCAUGGUGAUUCGUAAGGUCAACAAACAGCAAGCCAUCUUAGACGUGGACGAGCCCGUUUCUCAGCUCCACAAGUGCGCCUUCCAGUUCAGAGACAAUCCUCACGCCUACCUGUGUUUAUCUAAUGACACCAUCAUACAGUACCAGGCUCCUUCCAGUGUCAGAGACCCCAACAGAGUGGUGCUGAACGACGGGUCCUGUUGGACCAUCAUCGGAGUGGAAACGGUGGAGUUCACCUUUAAUCAGGGUCUGGGCUGCAUCCAGACACCAGUUAGUCCCUUUCCUGCCAUUACAGGGUUAGAGGUGAAUGGUGGAGGACACGUUGCCAUGCUGGACAUCCAAGGAGAAAACUUCAGCCCUAAUCUCAAAGUCUGGUUUGGCAACAGUGAGGCCGAGACCAUGUUCAAGUCUCCCAAAUCUCUGCUCUGCGUCGUCCCCGACGUCUCCGUCUUCAGUGACGGCUGGCGCUGUCUGCGUCGCAUCGUCACCGUCCCUCUGUCCCUCAUCCGAUUGGACGGCCUGAUUUAUCGCACAUCGUUCAGUUUCACCUACACCCCCGAGCUCCAGCCGCCUACGUCCGUCCGAGUAGCGGGAACGGGAGGGAAGAGACAAGGGGGGAUAGACGAGGGCCAGGAGGACGACGUCCUGUUGGAGACCAUCCAUCAGGAGUUCACCAGAGCCAACUUCCACCUCUUCAUGCAAAGUUAACUACACGGUUAUCACAGUCUGAUUAUCAGGCCGAGAUCACAGCAAGAAACUGAUUUUGUUUGUUUUAGAUCGAUACCGGUCCUGUGUGAGGGAGCUAUGCGAAUUUUCACCCGACUCUGAAGUUUUCUCUGGACCACAGUAGUCCCUCUUUGUCCUGUUUAUUUCUGAAAAUGUUUAUUGGAUCAGAAUGUUCAAUAGGUAGGCUGGAAACUCAGUCAGAAGCAACUGUCAGCAAGAUAAUUAUUAAUCUGUGGUGCGUACACAUCAAUCAAUAUUAAAUGCAGUUCACACUCAUUCCCUCAAGUGAUUCAUUUUGUAAGAAAAAGGGACAUUCACGGCCUCCGGAGUGUGUGAAUCUUAAAGCAGCGGCUC
Xiphias gladius (swordfish) is the source of this 4291-nucleotide messenger RNA. RefSeq names its product recombination signal binding protein for immunoglobulin kappa J region-like (gene rbpjl). The record is from RefSeq and is a predicted model, not a curated record. NCBI's taxonomy places the organism in Eukaryota, Metazoa, Chordata, Actinopteri, Istiophoriformes, Xiphiidae. Gene Ontology annotation, cellular component: nucleus. Bases 2279 to 3919 code for a protein of 546 amino acids. Gene Ontology annotation, molecular function: RNA polymerase II cis-regulatory region sequence-specific DNA binding; DNA-binding transcription activator activity, RNA polymerase II-specific. Gene Ontology annotation, biological process: regulation of transcription by RNA polymerase II. The transcript is spliced from 13 exons.